GCGAAUGCGAGAGGGGAUUUAAAUGUGACAAAUAUCGUCCUCGUUACUUGACGGGAAAGGUAUUAUCUUAUUUAUUGUGCAGUCGAACGUAAUCUACUCCUACCGUUGUUUAACGAGCAUUCUAACAUCGACGUUAGCAAGCUUGUAAUGUCGGCACUUGGACUUGUUUUCCCCUCCAGACCCCGCGUCCUGUUAGCUUUGGGCUAGCUGGAAAAAUCUAAAUUAUGCAAAUGACCGAGCAGGUAUAGUUCGCCAACGCGAAGGGGUGUAACACUACUACAUAGAAUAGGCUACCAGUCGUAUUUUAGUUGGAGUUUAUUCACAAAUUAAUGCUGAUAAGUUAGUUUCUCCACCAGCUAUGCAGGCUGCUGGUUUCCUUUAGUUUGCUAACCUACGACAGCAAGCCAUCUUGCUUGUGUUGAGGAUUUAAGUAUUUAACUUCGCAAGCUCUUGGUGGCAGAAAGCGAUCAAUAUUAACUUCAGUUGUACGUGUAUAUGUACGUCGUUAAUGGACUCAUCCCGACAGGACUAACGACUUAAGCACUUUAUUUUCCUGUGGAAAGCCUGCCAGUGUUGCUCUGCGAAAAGACAAUAGAGAGCCCGAGACUUGCUCGGCUGUUGUUCUGGCAAGAACAUUGUGUUUUGAUUUAAUCUUUCGUUUAACCGCAAGCUGAUAUCGACAUAGUAUUUUUUAUUUAUUAAAUACGUAUGUACGCGGUAAGAAUAAAUAUCCGUGAAGUUGACCCGCACGGAUCGCUUCGGGGCAGCUGAUGGUGCUCUUGCGACAUACGAGGGCUGCGCUUCCCUGAACGCGCUGUUUUCAGCUGCCUCGUCUCAUUAUAUUAUUACAACAACAGCUUUAAAUGCCUCAGAAAACACUCGCGGCAGCCGGUCGUCAUCAGCGGUAGAAGCGGUCGAACAGGAAGGCUCGUGCCCGUUUCUCUCUCCAGCCCACCUCCAACACGUCCAUCCCCCACCGCCCACCACGGCCAUGGACCCCCCGAGGACCCGGUCGCGGUCUCGGUCCGGCUUCUAUCAUUUCGGCAUGAGCGGCAACGUUGGAAGCAACGGCAGCGGCAACGCUGUUGGCAACGGGGGCUUGAUGACCGCCAGCGGAGGAGGGCUGAGCUACGCGCAGCAGAGCAACCCCGGCUGGGCGCCGCACCACGGUGGUCACAGCUACCCGGAGAGCCAGCAGCAGCAGCAGCAGCCGCACACCCAGGGGAGCUACCUGUCCGCAGGGGCGCAGCGCCACCCUACCCACGGAGCUCACAGACACCCCGGGGCCGGAGAAGUGCUACAUUUCCAUCCAGAUAAUGUGUGCAGCGAGGAUUGGGACAAAAUGGAAGAUAGCCCAAGCCCGAAAAGGCAGCGUCUUUCCCAGCAGGCCAUGUUGGAUCUAAGCACCGCCCCUCCUUCAACUCCUUCCUCUCCCAUUCGCCCAUGGGAGUUGCCGCCGAGUCGCAGACCACCCCCCCACUACAUGCCAGAAAGAUGCCACACGCCUGUUCGCAACCGCCGCAGCCCUCCAAUGAGACGCCAGCGUGGCCGGAGAGACCAUCUGACCUGCCACCAGCACCACCAUGCCCACAACAACAACAACAACCACCACCAUUACAACAACAGCAACAACAAUAAUCAUCACCACCACCACCACCAUCACCACCCCAACACCCAUCAUCAUCACCACCACCAUCUGCUCUCUCACCACGGCCCGUCGACAGGCCACCAGGAUGAGAACUACCAUCACCCGGCCCCCCCUCAGGGCUACCCACCUUUCAGCCAGCAACCCCCCCGUGGGCUGGGGCCCGGGCUCGAAGAGCGACCAGGUCACCAUCCCCUAAACCCCUCACCGAGGCCCCUCCACCAUUCACCGAACCUGUCUCCCAGGCUGCUGCACCCUGUGGUCCAUCCACAGCACCCACACCCACAUGCCCACCCACCCCAGCAGAGCAGCAUGGUGCUGGACCUCCAUGAGCAGGGUUCAGCUCCAGUAUCGUAUCCCGUGUCUCCUCCGGGAGCGCCACCAGGCCUGCCGCCUCGCUCCACUCCUCAGCAGAUCCCAGCAUGCUCCGUAGUCUUCAGUGGACAGCACUAUCCCGUAUGCAGUGUUCCUCCUGUCCUUCAGACUUGCUCUGUGCAGCACUUACCCAUGCCCUACCCGUUCCCAUCAUUGCUGUCCAGUGACUCGGCCUUCCUGCUUCCCCCACCUCACCUUUCCCACCCCCCAGCACACCUCUCCCACCACCCAACUCACCUGCCACAGCCUGGACAGUUCGGACCCUAUCCGACGCAGCAGGCCCGAUCGCCGCUUCAGAGGAUAGAGAACGAUGUGGAGCUUCUUGGAGAACACCUGUCUUUGGGUGCUGGGCUCCACUAUCCUCCUGCCACCCACCCUGCCCUCACACCACACUCCACCCAGCUUCACUUUCUCUCCCACGAUCCUCUGCCACAAGAAUUCUUCGGAGUGUCCUAUCCAAACUUUAUUCCUCGGCGUCUCCCGGGGCGACGGUACCGAUCACAACAGCCACUGCCACCUUCGCCUUACCACCCCAGCCUCCUGCCUUACUUCCUUUCAAUGCUGCCAGUCCAGCCCACAGGCCCUGCGAUCAGUCUAGAGCUGGAUGUUGAUGAUGGCGAAGUAGAAAAUUACGAGGCCCUCCUGAACCUCGCUGAACGUCUGGGAGAAGCCAAACUCCGAGGACUGACUAAGGGAGACAUCGAACAGCUUCCUUCCUAUCGGUUCAAUCCAAAUAAUCAACAGUCUGAACAAACGCUCUGUGUGGUGUGUAUGAGUGAUUUCGAGUCCCGCCAACUGCUGCGAGUCCUGCCCUGUAGCCACGAGUUCCACGGGAAAUGUGUCGACAAGUGGCUGAGGGCCAACAGGACGUGUCCCAUUUGUCGGGCCGACGCCUCGGCGGUCCAGAGAGACUCAGAGUGACCACAAGAGGGAGCCACAUCCUCCGAAUUGUCUGUCAAACACGUUCAGCACGACCUGCUCCAAUAUAUUGAUACACAUAUACGUGCUUACACACAUACACCACUUCCUUGUGUUUUUGUGCAGCACUUUCUGCUACUUUGUUAUCCUUUCAAUCUUUAUCCCUUCUCCCUUAUUUUUGAUCUGAUUAAAUUCCCUCUUCAACAAUAAUUUCUUUUCACAUUAAUGAAAGCUGUCAUAUCUUUUUCGUGAAUUUCACCCUGCCUGACCACUAAUCUGCUGUGAUGUGGAUCUGUGUGUGUGUGUGUGUACACGUGCAUGCACCACAACUGUGCAAGCGUUGUUUGGUCAGCCCUGUAAUGCUGGGCUGUGGUACGUGUGUGUGUGUGUCUGUCUGUAAGAGAGAGAGAUUUGUAGAUGUCCUGGAGCAUGCCUGAGUUUCUGUCAGACAAGGGUAAAGACAUGAGAGUGUUUCUGCUCUCAUGAGUGACUGACUUUACUUCCUGUUUGUACGUUUUAUGUGUGUGUGUGUGUGUGUGUGUGUGUGUGUGUGUGUGUUAGACAUAAAUCCUUUUUGUCUCGUUUGACAGUAAGGGUACAUGCGGCCACUAUAUUUCUUGGUUGCCUGUUUGAUCCAUUUGUUUCAGUAGAGGAUUAUUAUUAUUAGUAUUAUUACUCAACCAUUAUAAGUGAUUGUUUUCCUGCCUGGCAGUUACCUCAUCAUUCCGGUUUUCAUCUUUCAUUACAAACGCUUCACAGUACUACUUUAAAAUUAAGCACAUUAUAUAUAUUUUUUCUUUUCCUUUCUUUUCUUCGUAAAAAUAAUUUUGUCUGUGAAUUUUGCGGUGGCACAUGUGUUACAUAUAUACAUAUAUCUAUAUAUACUGUAUAAAUCUCUGAAUAUCUGUAUUCCAAAUAAAAUGCUUGAUAUGAACUUUUUAAACUUA
This is a messenger RNA of Pseudoliparis swirei, 3885 nucleotides long. Its product is annotated as E3 ubiquitin-protein ligase RNF38-like. The record is from RefSeq and is a predicted model, not a curated record. Lineage: Eukaryota; Metazoa; Chordata; Actinopteri; Perciformes; Liparidae. The coding region runs from base 992 to 2941 and encodes 649 amino acids. The transcript is spliced from 12 exons.